Elephantulus edwardii (Cape elephant shrew) is the source of this 690-nucleotide messenger RNA. It is a transcript of the gene CHCT1, whose product is annotated as chromosome unknown open reading frame, human C17orf64. The record is from RefSeq and is a predicted model, not a curated record. The transcript has 7 exons. Lineage: Eukaryota; Metazoa; Chordata; Mammalia; Macroscelidea; Macroscelididae. Bases 1 to 690 code for a protein of 229 amino acids.
AUGGAGAAAGGGGGAGAUGGUGACAAGCCACUAGAAAAGCUGACUGGUGUGCCUUGCUUGGAGAGGAGCUCUGACACCAUCCCUGCUGAGGACACUCUCGUGCGCCAUGCCAAAGGUUUGAGUGAGGAAGCCUUCAAAAUUUGUAAAGAAUACCUACGGCCUCGGAAAAAGUUCUUAAGAAAACUGCAUCUGCCCAAGGACCUUCCUGGGGGGAAGAAGCUGAAGUACAUGAAGCAGAGCCUCAUGGUCCUAGGGGAUCACAUCAACACCUUUCUGCAACACUACUGCCAAGCCUGGGAAAUCAAGCACUGGAAGAAGAUGCUCUGGCGGUUUGUUGCCCUCUUCUCUGAACUGGACGCGAAGCAGCUUCGCAGGCUCUACAAGUACACCAAGAAUGACCGGCCAGCCAAGUUGGCGGAGACAUUCUGCCCUUUGGAUGCUCCAGAGGGCUCCUUGCUGGUAGACCAGGAAGACAGCCUGCCCAAGCUCUGCAGCGCCUGGGGUCUGCACAGCAACCUCAGCAGCAUGAAAGAGAGGCUGUCCAAAAUGCGGACCCCAGGCCCAAAGGACUCCCUGCUCGGGGAGCCAAGGAGUCAGAGUUGCUCCAAGGGCAAUUCUUUAAGGAAACUUCCUCAAAAAACAAAACUGAAGAGAAAGAGGAUUAAAGAGCUCUCAGACAGAUGCCCAUAG